Molecule: messenger RNA, 3040 nt
Organism: Zymoseptoria tritici IPO323
Lineage: Eukaryota; Fungi; Ascomycota; Dothideomycetes; Mycosphaerellales; Mycosphaerellaceae
Exons: 2
Coding region: 98-3040 (980 amino acids)
Biological process (GO): regulation of protein secretion; establishment of cell polarity; regulation of exocytosis
Cellular component (GO): cytoplasm; plasma membrane
Molecular function (GO): myosin II binding; syntaxin binding; GTPase activator activity
Source: RefSeq, a predicted model, not a curated record
CGCUGGUCGAAUUACCAUCUCCAACGUCGAAAACAGCGUCCGAACAAGCUCGAUCGGCAUCAAUCCUCAUGGUUGUCUUUUGAGGAGCCUCCUCACCAUGGCCCAUCUCCUUCGAGGCAAGCAGGCAGGCAUCCAGAAUGAUCUCUCCGCGGGACUUCAACCAGAUGUCUUCGCCAUCGACGACCUCGCCCGCUAUGGUGUCAAUUCACAAAUUGCCUGCAUGGCAUACGAUCCGGUACAAUCACUCCUUGCAGUCGGAACCAAGUCAUCACAAUUCGGACCCGGACAGAUAUACAUGUUCGGCCGCGAUCGAGUCCAGGCAGUACUUCCUCUCCCAGCCCAUGGAGCAAGCCCCAAGACCCUGCAAUUCUGCGCCGAGAAGCUCGUAUGCUUGGACUCCAAGAAUGAUGUCUCCAUCUACUCCAUCGAGCUCAAACGACUCAUCACUUCGUUCUCUCCUCCCGGAGUGGUGACUGCAUUGUGUACGGAUCCGAUGCUGGACUACGCUCUGGUUGGGAUGCAGACUGGCGAUAUUCUUGCGUUCGACAUGGAUCGAGAAGCGGUGGCGCCUUUCAAGAUUCCGAACUUGUGGCAAGAAGUGGACUCACGCGCUCGCAUCCUCUCCGUGGUGUCAUUACAAUUCCACCCGCGAGACAUCGGUACGCUUCUCAUCGGCUACAGUCAAGGAGCUGCAAUCUACAGCUUCAAGCUGAACAAGGCGUUAAGAUUCUUCCACUACGAGGUUCCACGAGGUGCAGCAGGAGGCGAUGGCGAUCCCACAUCUGCAAACAUCAUCCGACGGCCGAAGCUCACACAAGCUGUAUGGCAUCCCACUGGAACAUUCAUCAUGACUGGACACGAAGACAGUUCGAUUGUCUUUUGGGAUACCAUGAAAGAUGGACGAAUUCUCACGGCGAGGACGUUGACCGAUACCAAUAUUGCCACUCCUGGUGUUGCUAGAGACAGCGCCGGAUCAAGACAAACCUUUGCGGUGAAGGAGCCUCUGUUCAAGAUGUCAUGGUGUGCCAAUCAACAGGAUCCUGAAGACACUGCCAUCUUGAUCGCGGGCGGUCAGUCAACUCAGGCUCCCAGCAAAGGUCUCACCCUUUUCGAAAUGGGUCGAACUCCUGUUUACGCCACAAGCGCAUGGGAGACACUUAUCGCAUACUUCGACUCGCCCAAGCGUCAACGUAUUCUUCCCACCCCUCCUGGCACCGAAGUGGUCGACUACUGCCUAAUACCGCGUUCGACGCCACAUUUCGCAGGUGCUCACGAUCCAGUUGCUGUCAUUGCUCUGCUAUCAUCCGGCGAGCUUCUCACUUUAUCAUUCCCUUCCGGCCUUCCCAUCAGUCCCUCGAACCAACUUCAUGUCUCUCUCACAUUCGUCCAUCCUUUCAUCCAAUCACUACACACCGCUCAGAUCGGACGUGAGAAAUGGCUCGGUUUACAAGAACGUCGUCAACAAGGUCCUAAGAUCUUGCAAGGUGGAAUCGAGCUCCCAAGCCUGAUACGACGUCAUGGAGACCGCAAUAUUAUCUAUUCAGUACAUGCUGAUGGUACCGUCCGCCUAUGGGAUCCUGGUCAUGGAGACGAAAUCGAGAAUGAGAAGGUGCUGCAGGUAGACAUCGCACGUGCUGUCGGCCAUUGGGACAACGUUGCGGUGACGGCUACUUCAUUUGCUGGAGCCAGUGCCGAGCUCGUUGUCGGCUUGCGUAGCGGCGAAGUGGUCGUCUUCCGCUGGGGGACCAACCGAAAUGCAGGCCGAGAUCCUCCGCCGGCACAACCGACCCAGCCCGGAGUGUUGACAAAUGUAGUGAACCGUGUGGAGGCGUCUUUGAGCGAAGGUCUCAUGCCGUUGACUAUGCUUGAUCAAAAAGACGGUCCGGUCACGGCGGUCUGUAUGAGUGAGAUUGGCUUUGUUGCCGCUGCUUUCGAGGGUGGCAGUAUAGCCUUGAUCGACCUUCGAGGACCAGCAAUCAUCCUCAAGACCUCCGUGCAGGAUUUCGCCAAAGGCAACAAAACUGGCUCCCUUCGCCGCCGAGCAAGCAGUUCCGAACCAAAGCCAGAAUGGGCCACCAAGCUCGAAUUCAGCAUCAUGGCCCUCGAGGGAGAAAAUUACAGCUCCAUUCUCCUCCACGUGGGCACCUCUCUCGGCAAUCUUGCAACCUUCAAAAUUAUCCCCGACCCGAGCGGACGCUACACCGCUCAAUUUGCAGGCCACCUCACCCUCGACAGCACCCGCAUCAUCUCCAUCACACCCAUCUCCGCCGACAGUGGCAAAGCCGCCGCCGCCUCCCAAACCGUCAUGGGUAAUCUCCGCUCCGGCAUCAAAGUCAACGGCGCUCUCCUCGUCGUAACCCCAACGUCCAUCUCCCUCUUCCGCCCUGCUACCUCCAAGGGCGCCCACAAGUCCUUCGACAACUACUUCUGCGACAGUGCAGGGUACAUCCGCUACCAAGACGCCGGCCAUGCCCUCCUCACCCUCUCCGGCGACGGUAAAGCCCGGGCCUUCUCCCUGCCCCAACUGCGAGAGAUCACCACCCUCGACCUCACCAACAUCAACGACACCGGCUCAGGCUUAGAUGUCCGCCGUUUCCCUUCCGCUUCCAUCACUCCCUCGGGCCACAUCCUCGCCUUCACCGGCCCGAGCGAGGUCGCUCUGCUCAACAUCUUCGGCACCGGCGAGACGCUACAUCGCCGCCAAGACCGCCUCUUCAACCCUGACGCUCUCAUCCCUCCUCGGCCUACAAUCUCCAACGUGCAAUGGCUCACCGGCACACAACACGUCACGCCCUCAGACAUGGACAUCCUCAUCGGCGGGUAUUGGGGAUAUAUGCAGCGGCAACUGGCGGAGCGGACGGAGAAGUUGGGAUUGGUGGGCGAUAGUAUGGAGAAUCUGGAGCAGAAUAGUAAGAGUUGGGUGGAUGAUGUGAAUAAGUUUGUGUCGAAGCAGAAGAGGGGUGCUGCGACGGGGUGUAAGUCUUUUACCUUACCCUUUUCCCCUCGCGACGAGAUGAUGGAUGGAGCUUUGCUAACGUGA